AAGAAUCAAAGCUUUGUGAGAGAUACGUGUGCCCUGGAAACCAUUUCGAAACUCCGGGUUAAAAAACUAGGGUUUAGGGUAUCUUGCUUGAAUCUAGGAUUCUUCUGGUUUUAGGGACAAGGCAGUGAGCUAUCCAUGGGGAGAGAAAGAGAGACGCCGAGGCAACAGGUGCCUUACACAGUUGAGCAGCUCAUUGCUGUGAAUCCUUAUAAUCCAGAUAUACUUCCUGACCUUGAGGCCUAUAUUCAUGAACAGGUUUCUUCUCAGACAUACAACUUGGAUGCAAAUCUUUGCCUUCUCCGACUCUAUCAGUUUGAGCCUGGGCGCAUGAAUAUCCAAAUUGUUGCACGGAUUUUGGUCAAGGCUCUCAUGGCUAUGCCAGCUCCAGAUUUCAGCCUCUGUCUUUUCUUAAUCCCAGAAAGAGUGCAAAUGGAGGAGCAAUUUAAGACUCUUAUUGUACUUUCCCACUACUUGGAGACUGCAAGGUUCCGCCAAUUUUGGGAUGAGGCUGCAAAGAACCGCAGCAUAGUUGAAGUAGUGCCUGGGUUCGAGCAAGCAAUUCAGGAAUACGCCAUUCAUGCUCUAUCUCUCACUUAUCAGAAGGUUCCCAGGCCUGUACUUGCAGAGGCCAUCAACAUUGAAGGACUAUCUCUUGACAAAUUUUUGGAGCACCAGGUCACACACUCUGGGUGGGUGUUGGAGAAGGGGCAUGGCAGGGGUCAGCUCAUUGUCCUCCCCCGCAACGAGUUCAACCACCCCGACCUCAAGAAGAAUGCAGCUGAUACCAUCCCCCUUGAACAUGUCACGCGCAUCUUCCCCAUUCUCUCCUGAUUGUCUACCAUUACUUCGACUCUUCAUCUUUCUAUUUUGUAGCGUCAUUGUCAGAAUUUCUUGGUUUGAUGAACUUUUUAUGAUUUUGUGGCAGUAGUGCUGUUUUUUUUUUUUCACUCCUUUUAGAACAAGGACGAGCUUCUUUCUGGCUUUUCUUGCCAUGUGAAAUGUACUUGAUGAACGAAUCGUUCCUGAUUUCGGGGCAGAAGUGUGGGGUUUUUCACUUGUAUUGAAACCAGCAAUAGCUUGUUUCUACCUU
Molecule: messenger RNA, 1090 nt
Organism: Amborella trichopoda
Lineage: Eukaryota; Viridiplantae; Streptophyta; Magnoliopsida; Amborellales; Amborellaceae
Gene: EIF3K
Product: eukaryotic translation initiation factor 3K
Biological process (GO): regulation of translational initiation
Cellular component (GO): eukaryotic translation initiation factor 3 complex; cytoplasm
Molecular function (GO): translation initiation factor activity; ribosome binding
Source: RefSeq, a predicted model, not a curated record